UAGGUCCUUUUGGCUUUCACAAUAUAGAGUGUGGAGUCAGGGUUUCUAUUCAGAGAGCGCUGUGAUUAACCAUUGAGCUAUAAAAGCAGGACCUGCACGUACUGUCGAACAAUUGAACAUUUGGAAUUACAGAACGCAGCUAUGACCAUGGGCAGGAUUAUCUUCUACGAGGACAGGAACUUUCAGGGACGUUCCUAUGAGACCAGCAGUGACUGCCCUGAGCUGACCUCCUACUUGAGCCGCUGCAACUCCUGCAGGGUGGAGAGCGGCUGCUUCAUGGUCUAUGAGAGGCCCAACUUCAUGGGCCAUCAGAUGCUGGCCCGUAGAGGAGAGUAUCCUGACAACCAGCGGCUGAUGGGAAUGACCAUGAGUGACUGCAUCCGCUCCUGCAGGAUGAUCCCAAUGUAUCGUGGCUCCUUUAGAAUGAGGGUCUAUGAGCGAGAGAAUUUCGGUGGCCAGAUGCACGAGAUCCUGGAGGACUGUGACUCCUUCUCUGACCGUUACCGCAUGUCCGAUAUCCAGUCCUGCAACGUGAUGGACGGCCACUGGCUGAUGUACGAGCAGCCUAACUAUAGAGGCAGGAUGGUGUACCUGAGGCCUGGAGAAUACAGGAGCUACAGGGAUAUGGGCAUUAACUCCAUGAUGAGGUUCGGCUCCAUGAGACGCAUCAUGGACUCCUGUUAGCUGAAUUUAAAACUGCUUUAAAUAAAAUAAAAUACAAUUCUUUUCAAAUAA
This is a messenger RNA of Astyanax mexicanus (Mexican tetra), 735 nucleotides long. Its product is annotated as gamma-crystallin M3. Bases 142 to 684 code for a protein of 180 amino acids. Lineage: Eukaryota; Metazoa; Chordata; Actinopteri; Characiformes; Acestrorhamphidae. Gene Ontology annotation, biological process: visual perception; lens development in camera-type eye. The record is from RefSeq and is a predicted model, not a curated record. Gene Ontology annotation, molecular function: structural constituent of eye lens. The transcript has 3 exons.